GAUUUCCACUUAUGUUAUCAGCAACCGUACGAUCUCUCUCUCCUUCGCUAUUAGUAGGGUAACUAUGCUAUGUAUUUGUGAAAACGCGUAAAACAAAAUAAAUAAUCACGUGCGUCAUUCCAUUUAUCAAUUUCUAUAUUGGGAGGAGAACAUAUUUACCUGGAUUAAAGAUGUUAUCUGCUUCUUAUGGAUUACAACUACAUAGGAAUAGCUGUAUUAUAUAAUUUUCUCGGGGUUGUUGGCCAUAAAUUUCAAAGCCCAAAAUAUACGAGUGAAGAAUUCCAUCCCAUUCAUGUUUACUAUUCUUCAUGUUUGCAUGUUAUUUACAUUUUUCUUAUCAGUAUUAAUAGAUGCAUCCUUCUAGUACUAUAUCUUCUUCACUGUCUUUGGAAUUUUGUAGAGGAGGAGGAUAAUCUUCUUCAAGGACUGAACAGCUACAGAACUGCACAAAGCGUUCCACCUUUUGCAAAGUAUAAAGCUGAUUGUGUGGCAGAUGAGAUAGCCAACAAGCUUGAAGAUGAGCCAUGCACAAACCACACCACAGCCAGCACAAUUACUCCUGGUUCUGUCCCUCCACGGUUAUCGAACUACCAAGACAUUCUCUCUGAGUGCAAUGUCGACCCAAACAGUACCCGUGAUGGAUUGAUAUUACCAGUUUGUAUCCCUAACCGGGUACCUACACUAGUUCUAACCAAUUACACCCACACUGGUUAUGCUCGGUAUCUUAACGAUUCAAGAUAUGUUGGAGCUGGUGUUGGUUCGGAGAAAGAGUGGAUGGUAGUUGUGUUGACCACAAGUACUCCAGGUGGAUGCUUCUCAAGUGGGGAAGCAACGUCACUAAGAGUUAUGGCUGGCUUAGGUUUAAUGGGGCUGUUGUUUAAUUGCCUUCUAGUCCUGUGAGUAAAUUAUGGUUGUAUAUUGUGUGAAAGCACUUUUGUUAUAGUGUACGUUUUUUUUUUAUCUGAUGGGACAUCAAAAUGAGGGGACAGGAAAAUCUUCACAAUAUCGUGCAUCGAAGAAUGUUUUGAAGUUGUGUUUUGAUUAAUCAGAAGGUCGCCGUCUUCGAUUGAUACUA
Brassica napus (rape) is the source of this 1075-nucleotide messenger RNA. RefSeq lists its product as uncharacterized. NCBI's taxonomy places the organism in Eukaryota, Viridiplantae, Streptophyta, Magnoliopsida, Brassicales, Brassicaceae. The record is from RefSeq and is a predicted model, not a curated record. The coding region runs from base 187 to 900 and encodes 237 amino acids. The transcript has 2 exons.